This is a messenger RNA of Dioscorea cayenensis subsp. rotundata (Guinea yam), 1647 nucleotides long. Its product is annotated as serine carboxypeptidase-like 50. Gene Ontology annotation, molecular function: serine-type carboxypeptidase activity. The record is from RefSeq and is a predicted model, not a curated record. The transcript has a single exon. Gene Ontology annotation, biological process: proteolysis. Bases 19 to 1488 code for a protein of 489 amino acids. Lineage: Eukaryota; Viridiplantae; Streptophyta; Magnoliopsida; Dioscoreales; Dioscoreaceae.
CAUUGUCUAAUCCCCCUCAUGAUCACCAUUCCAAAUCAUCCACCUCUUCCUUCCCAUCCCAAGUCCCAACACAUCAAUUCCAUAUCCAUUACUCAAUUCUCUAAGCCCAUAAGUAACCAAACAACCAAAGAACCUCCACCUCCACCAAUGGCCUCCACCCUCCUCCUCCUCACCAUCUUCAUCUCCAUCUUCAUCUCCAUCUCCAAAGCUUCAUCAUCCCCAUUCCCACCAGAAGCUCUCCCAACCAAAUCCGGCUACCUCUCCAUCAACUCCACCUCCAACUCCUCCCUCUUCUACACCUUCUACGAAGCUCAACACCCUUCCACUUCCACUUCCACCCCAACUCCUCUCCUAAUCUGGCUCCAAGGCGGCCCCGGCUGCUCCUCCAUGUUCGCCAAUUUCUUCGAGCUCGGCCCUUUCCUCAUCUCCUCCACCUCCCCCACUCUCCACCCCAACCCUUUCACCUGGAACCGCUUCUUCUCCCUCCUUUUCAUCGACAACCCUAUCGCCACCGGCUUCAGCAUUGCCGCCUCCUUCUCCGACAUCCCCAAAGACCAACCCACCGUCGCCGCCCAUCUCUACACCGCUCUCCAACUCUUCUUCUCCCAAAACCCUCCUCUCCGUUCCCGCCCUCUUUUCCUCACCGGCGAGAGCUACGCCGGCAAGUACAUCCCCUCCUUCGCCUACCACAUUCUCCAACGCAACUCCGGUGCGCCACCGAGUCAAAUGAUCAACCUCCACGGCGUCGCCAUCGGCAACGGAUUAACUCAUCCUGUUGCUCAAAUCACCACCCACGCCGACACCGCCUACUUCACCGGCUUCGUCAAUGCCAAACAAAGACAACACAUGGAAUCACUGCAGAGGAAAACAGUGAAGCUCGUCGAGGAAGAGCAAUGGGUAGAAGCCACAAAUGCUAGAAUUAGAGUUCUUGAUUACUUGCAGAACGUGACCGGGCUGGCCACGUUGUAUGAUUACAGUAAGAAGAAGCCGUACCAAUCGGAGAUGGUGACGGUGCUGUUGAACAUGGAGGAGGUGAAGGUGGCGCUGGGAGUGGAAAAAGGAGUGGUUUGGGAGGAGUGUAGUGAUGUGGUAGGGAGUGCAUUGGAGGAGGAUGUGAUGAAGAGUGUGAAGGAGAUGGUGGAGGAGGUAGUGAAGAAGAAGAGUAGAGUGUUGUUGUAUUAUGGGAUGAAUGAUUUGAGGGAUGGGGUGGUGACAGGGGAGGAGUGGGUGAAGGAGAUGGAGUGGGAGGGGUUGGAAGAGUUCUUGAAUGCGGAGAGGAAGGUUUGGGAGGUGGAUGGGGAGAUGGCUGGGUAUGUGCAGAGGUGGGGGAGUUUGAGCCUUGUGGUGGUGGCCGGAGCUGGGCAUAUGGUGCCGACGGACAAGGGACGGAAUGCGCAGGUAAUGAUUGAAGAUUGGGUGUUGGAGAGUGGACUGUUUGGUAGGGAUGAUGGUAUUGGUGAGAACCAUGCUCGGCUGAGAGCUUGUUAGAUGAUGCAGUCAUGCUUAGCAGAAUCUUGAAUAAAAAAAGUACUCUCUACUUAAAAUAUAAAAUGUGUUUUGCCAACAAUUUUUCUUAAAUGCAUCUAAGACCAGUUUGAUCCAAUUUUUCUUGCUGUAUAUUAUGGUGGGCAGUCUCAUUUGUAAGAU